Messenger RNA from Urocitellus parryii (Arctic ground squirrel), 1248 nucleotides. It is a transcript of the gene Ppp1r42, whose product is annotated as protein phosphatase 1 regulatory subunit 42. Gene Ontology annotation, molecular function: protein binding. Lineage: Eukaryota; Metazoa; Chordata; Mammalia; Rodentia; Sciuridae. The record is from RefSeq and is a predicted model, not a curated record.
AAAGUUGGAAAUAAACAAUAUCUGAACCUGCUUCUGGACAUGAUAUCAAAACAGAGCUAUUGCUGAGAGUUUGGUUUAUAGAGAAAUCAUGGUUCGACUGACCUUGGAACUAAUUGCCAAAAACAGCAAUCUUAAACCCCGAAAAGAAGAAACCAUUGCACAAUGCCUGAAGAAAUUAACUCAUAUAAAUUUUUCAGACAAAAAUAUAGAUGCAAUUGAAGACCUCUCUUUUUGCAAAAAUCUUAGCGUUUUAUAUUUAUAUGAUAAUCGUAUUAGUGAAAUCACUAACCUGAAUUAUGCCACAAAUCUGACCCAUCUAUACCUUCAAAACAAUUGUAUUUCAUAUAUAGAGAACCUCAGAUCAUUAAAGAAACUGGAAAAACUAUAUCUGGGAGGCAAUUACAUUGCUGUCAUAGAAGGUUUGGAAGGAUUGGAAGAACUAAGAGAACUUCAUGUUGAGAGUCAGAAGCUUCCCCUUGGAGAAAAGCUUCUAUUUGAUCCAAGAACUCUUCGUUCUCUGGCAAAAUCCCUCUCUAUACUGAAUAUCAGCAACAACAAUAUUGAUGACAUAAGAGACUUAGAAAUACUGGAGAAUCUUAAUCACCUCACAGCAGUGGACAACCAAAUUAUACAUAUAAAGGAUUUGGAGUUUUUACUGAACAAGCUGGUGAAAUUAUGUAAAAUGGAUCUAAAUGGAAAUCCUGUUUGUAUCAAACCAAAAUACAGGGACAGAAUAAUAUUGGUGUCCAAAUCAUUGGAAUUUCUUGAUGGAAAGGAAAUAAAAAAUGUGGAAAGACAAUUCCUAGUAAAUUGGAAAGCAUCCAAAGAAGCUAGAAAAAUCAGCAAGAAAAGGAACAGUAAAAAUGAGUGUGAAAUCAACUCUUAUAUAAGUAACUUUGAAACAAUGCAUCACAUAGUUCCUGUUUAUUACCCACAGGUGGGUAAGCCAAAAUUAGUCUUUUUCUCCGACUCACAGAGAUUUCUUUUAAAUGGAAAUACAUCUCCAGAAAGCUGCCAAGAAGAUAACACUAAAAUUAUUGAAGAUAUGGGGAAUCUCUCUUUGAAGGAAUCUGAAACCUUGCUAACAAAAAAAUGAUGUGCAUGAAUCUCAUCUUCUCUAUAAUCCAAAAGUAAAAGAAAAUUUGCUGAAACAAGUAAAUUCAGCUUCAAGUGAUCUUAUUUUUUUAACUUCAUAAAACUUGGCAACAUUUUUUGAGUUUUUAGCUUUAUGGUAUCUUAGUAUAUAAG